Messenger RNA from Polychytrium aggregatum, 2682 nucleotides. Its product is annotated as Lon protease C-terminal proteolytic domain-containing protein. Bases 115 to 2442 code for a protein of 775 amino acids. The record is from RefSeq and is a predicted model, not a curated record. The transcript is spliced from 10 exons. Gene Ontology annotation, molecular function: ATP binding; serine-type endopeptidase activity; ATP hydrolysis activity. Gene Ontology annotation, biological process: protein targeting to peroxisome; protein catabolic process; protein processing. Gene Ontology annotation, cellular component: peroxisomal matrix. Lineage: Eukaryota; Fungi; Chytridiomycota; Chytridiomycetes; Polychytriales.
CGAUCAGCCGCUGCUGGGGUCGCUUCUGACCCAGCCGCCGAGUUCGCCCAGUCGCAGCCGCAGCCGCAGCCGCAUCUCCAGCCCAGACUCAGCGAUUGAUUAUCCGCAAGAGAGAUGGGUUGGGCUUGUACCCCUCAAGACGAGCUCGUCGACAAACAACGAUCUCAAAAUCGUCCUGGAUGGCUCGAUACAGUCGCUGUGAGGAUCAAGAUCGAAAAGUUCACUCGGACCAAACCGCAUCUGGAAGCGUCGGCAGUGUUGUUUCGCGACCAUAUCCCCAAACCCGGAGACCGGCUCUAUGGCGACUUUCAGAAACUGAGCACUGAGAUCUCUGUCACCGCAAAGCAGCUCCUCGAACGACUUUCUCAGCCCCAGGGUGCCCUGAAGCCCGAGCGACUCAUCGAUCCUGACCUGGAAGACUCGCCUGGAACCCUCGCUGAUAUAUUCGCAAAUGCUCUGCCGCUGUCGCAUGCCGAGAAGCUCGAGGUGCUGCAGACCACCAAUGUCCUGGAACGCAUGAAGCUCGUGCUCGGACACAUGGUCCGCCACAUCCAGAAGACCACGAUAUCGCAGAAGGUUCGGUCUGAGAUCGAGCAGACCCUUGGCAAGCAGCAGCGCGAGUUCCUGUUGCGUCAGCAGCUUGUGGCAAUCAAGAAGGAGCUCGGCGAAGACGACGGCAGUGGCCCACAAGACCUACAGGACCUUGUCAAGCGGAUCGAGGCGGCGCAAUUGCCCUCCGAGGCCGAAAAGGUGUCCAGGCGCGAGCUCGCUCGCCUGAGAAAGAUGAGCCCUUCGAUGGCCGAGUACCAGGUGUGCUGGUCGUACCUCGAGUGGCUGGCCGACCUCCCGUGGGCCCACUCGACACCGGAUCAGCUCAGCAUCGAGCGUGCACAGUCGAUCCUGGACCAUGACCACCACGGCCUCGUGCCGAUCAAGAAACGCAUCGUGGAGUAUCUUGCGGUCCGGCAGCUCAAAAAUAGCCUCAAGGGCCCGAUACUCUGCUUUGUUGGUCCCCCUGGCGUCGGCAAGACGAGUCUCGGCAAGUCCAUCGCAGAUGCCCUGGGCCGCAAGUUUUAUCGCCUGUCGCUUGGAGGCAUUCGCGACGAAGCCGAGAUCCGCGGACACCGCCGAACGUACGUGGGCGCCAUGCCCGGCAAGAUUAUUCAGGGGAUGAAGCGAUGCGGGGUCAAUAACCCAGUCAUCUUGCUUGAUGAAGUCGACAAGCUCUGCAAGAGCUUUAUGGGCGACCCAUCAUCAGCCCUGCUCGAGGUGCUUGAUCCCGAACAAAACCACACGUUCACCGACCACUACCUCAACAUGCCCUUCGACCUGUCGAAUGUGAUGUUCAUAGCCACGGCCAACGAAUUCGAGAGUAUUCCAGGGCCGUUGGCGGAUCGCAUGGAGGUCAUUCGACUCUCAGGGUACACUUUCGAAGAAAAAGUUUCAAUCGCCAAACAUCAUCUCGUCCCAAAGCAGCUCGCGGCCCAUGGACUCGUCCCCGAGCACGUAGUCUUUACCGACCCGGCCCUCUUCAAGAUCGCCACAGGCUACACGCGCGAAUCCGGAGUACGCGGUCUCGACCGACAGAUUGCCAGUGUCUGUCGAGCGUUGGCACUGGAGUGCGCUCGGUCUGCAGGCGCAACGACAACGCAAUCACAGACGGGCCCAGGACUGCAUAGAAUCGACCCCGAUCGCGUGCUUGCUAUUCUGGGAUCUGAGAUCUUUGUUGAAGAAGUCGCGGAGCGCAAGUCGAUCCCCGGUGUCGCGACCGGGCUGGCAUGGACAUCAGAUGGUGCCGGCAGCCUGUUGUUUGUGGAAGCAACAAAGAUGAGAGGCAAGGGCAACCUGAUCCUGACAGGCAUGCUCGGCGAUGUUAUCAAGGAAUCGGCGACACUUGCACUGACGUGGGUGCGUGCGAAUGCACCUCGGCUUGGGGUUGACUCAAGCAUCCAGUUCGAUCAGCUCGACGUGCAUAUUCACUUUCCAGCCGGCGCCACUCCAAAGGACGGCCCAAGUGCUGGCAUUGCAAUCGUCACGGCGCUGGUGUCUCUGCUCACAGGGUCGCUCGCGUCGGAGCGCUCGGCCAUGACGGGCGAGAUCACAGCUCGCGGCCAGGUCCUGCCGGUGGGCGGAGUCAAGGAGAAAGUACUGGCCGCACAUCGCGGCGGCAUCCGCAAAAUCGUGCUGCCUGAGCGCAACCGCCGCGAUCUCGAAGAAAUCCCAGCGCACGUCAAGAAGGAGAUCGACUUUGUCUUUGCGGACCGUAUCUGGCAGGUUCUCGAGAGCGUGCUCUCGAUCCCUGGCGCUGGCUCUGUCAUGUCGGAUGUGACACGCUCCCCUGCGCUGACGGGACCGUCGACUGAACCCACGGACUCGGUUGAAGGCGCGAUGACUGACGCUAAACCGCGGUCGGAGCAAGUCACGUUUGCAUCUAAGCUAUAGGGAACCCUCCCCCCAGGAGCCACGAGGGGCUAUCAGGCCCAUCGACAUGCACAUCCGGAUGUAAAAUUUGCUUCGGGCCGUGGCGAUCCAGCUUUGAAUGCAGCCGCGUUACCCUUGACGCUGCCCGUGCUUGCCUUGAUGACCUGAUUCCGUGCUUGAAUGGUUUCCGACUUUGCCGGCAACUCGAGCAUAUCCUCUAACAACAUCCACUGUCCAGGCCGUGUGUCGCUGUCUCGUCCC